Auxenochlorella protothecoides is the source of this 678-nucleotide messenger RNA. RefSeq lists its product as hypothetical. Gene Ontology annotation, biological process: DNA-templated transcription. Gene Ontology annotation, molecular function: protein dimerization activity. Lineage: Eukaryota; Viridiplantae; Chlorophyta; Trebouxiophyceae; Chlorellales; Chlorellaceae. The transcript has 5 exons. Bases 1 to 678 code for a protein of 225 amino acids. The record is from RefSeq and is a predicted model, not a curated record.
AUGAAGGUGGAUGAUGCUGGUUCGGAUGCGAUUCUGCCUUCAGAGGCCCCGGCGGACCUGCGGCAAAUGACGGAGGAGAAGUGGAUGGCCAAGUAUGGAACCACCCUAGCCAACCAGCUGGACUUCCAGUCCAGACACCCCAACUGGCACACCGACACCGACAGCUGGUGGUACAAAUCGUACCACUUCCCCGAGCUGGACGGGCCCCCUGACGCCACUCGGGAGGACAAGCCCCUCCACGAGCGCGCGGAGCUGCCCCUCUGGGCGGAGCGCGUGGGCCUGAGGGGCGGCGCAGCCCCUCGCCAGUCCGCCAGCAUCUACGGCCACCGCGCCGAGUACCUGCCCGCCCAGACAUCCGGCCCCGCCACCAUGCACGGCCGGUUCCAGCCCUCCUUCGCCCGGGUCCAGGCGAGCGAGCUGCCGGACCGCACUGACCGCCCCGACGGCAGGUUCUGGCUGGCUGGGGUGGCCCAGGGCAGGGUCUCUGACCCCUACCGCCGCGGCGUCUCCGGCAUCGCGCGCCGUAAGCCCAUUGUGGCCGGGCCUCGGACCGUGGCGGCGGUGAUCGAUGGCGAGAGCCACACGCUGGGCAAUGCCUUCCGGGACGUGGCCUGGGCGCACCCUGCGGUGGAGGCGGCGGGGUACAGUCAGGAGCACCCAGGGGACAUGCGCCUGUGA